Molecule: messenger RNA, 1613 nt
Organism: Trematosphaeria pertusa
Lineage: Eukaryota; Fungi; Ascomycota; Dothideomycetes; Pleosporales; Trematosphaeriaceae
Exons: 2
Coding region: 276-1250 (324 amino acids)
Source: RefSeq, a predicted model, not a curated record
CGACCAACUCCCACAAAAAGCCGUAUUCCUCUCAAUUGCCCAACCAGUAACCCUUCUCUGACGUCAUGUACAACAAUGGGCUCGUCGAUCUCCUCCACCAGGUACAAGCCCAACUCUGGGUCGACAAGCUGAACAAAGCCCACGAAAGGGGCCAGCUCUGCCCGUGGGUCUCGACCUUUCAUCCUAAGAGACUUGCCUGUAGACUCGAGGGUACCUUCCACCACGGCUCAUUCAAUGCUGGCGUGUAGAUGGUCUUCAGCGACGGCACGGCCUGGAUGGUCCGCUUCCCUCGUGUAGGGAAGGUCCACGAUGAUGAAUAUGCCGACGAGAAGGUUGCUAUAGAGGUGCGAGCCCUUAGCCUCAUCCGCAAACGGACUACCAUCCCCGUCCCAGAAAUCCAGGCGUGGGGUUCCGCUGCCGACAACUCGCUCGGUCUGGGUGCGUUUAUUAUGAUGGACUUCGUCAACGGCGUGUGCCUCAACGACCUUCUCACAGAUCCCAAUGAAGCCGAGCCCACGAGACUCUUGAGAGAGGACAUCAGCGAUGGCGAUAUAGAGGUCAUCUACAGGCAGUUUGCGAACUUUCUGCUGCAGCUGUUCAGCCUCGAUUUUGACAGCAUCGGCAGCCUGCCGUCGCCAGAGGCUGAACCUGAAAGCCCCAUGCCGAAGCGCCCACUGACAUACAAGGCACAUGACAUUCUACAUAAUGGAGGAGUUGAUGUUUUUGGUGACCGACGCCAAGGGUUCGCGACGACGACAGAGUACUUUCAGUACCUCCUAGGACAGGACUUCGGGCAGCUCACUCACCAGCCAAACUCGAUUUACGGUCCUCAUGACGCCAGAAGCAGGUACCUGGCGUUCGAAGUUCUGAAAUCGCUACUGCCCGACCUCAUCAACAAGAAGUAUGACGGUGGGAAGUUCAAACUGAUUUGCGACGACCUCGGCCUGGCAAAUCUAAUUGUCCGAAGCAAAGAAGACCUUAAUAUUGUGGGAGUGGUAGACCUCGAAUGGUCAUACGUCGGGCCCGCCCAGCUGUUCGGUUCGGCGCCGUGGUGGCUUCUCCAAGAUAGACCCAUCAAUGAAGAGUGGGAAUGGCAAGAUGGCAAGCCGCCUAAGCUCGCCAAGCGGUACUUUAAGUACCUCGAUAUCUACAAACGCGUCCUAGAGGAAGAAGAGGCGAAAAUGUCAGGGCACGAGGAGAGGGAGCUCUCUAAUCUCGUCAAGUGGUCGCAGGAAUCGGGGGCCAUGUGACUGCACAUGCUCAUCUCGGUCGGCUUCAAUGAUCAUCGUAGCUUCCCCUUCACGCAGCUGCGCCAACAUGUGGGUGAAACGAAGUGGGAGAGGCGUAAGGCCGAGUUUGGGACGCUACCAGAGGUUGAGGCCUUUGUGACGCAGAAGACGCUUAAGUUGAAGGAAUAUGAAGCAGCCAAGGACAAGUUGGAGAGCGACAAAGCGCUCGUAGACGGUGGGCAGAUGACGCGCGAGUUCCUCGCCACGUUCCGAUGCAGCCUGGCUGUUUGACAAAUUUUUCAUUUUCUAGAUAGGAACGUACCAUUUCUGCUAGGCAUGCGGCAAGCUGCCCUUUAGCAAGAAUGUGCCUAGAGGAAGUGAAGG